Molecule: messenger RNA, 1999 nt
Organism: Plectropomus leopardus (leopard coralgrouper)
Lineage: Eukaryota; Metazoa; Chordata; Actinopteri; Perciformes; Serranidae
Gene: cbx3b
Product: chromobox homolog 3b
Cellular component (GO): nucleus
Source: RefSeq, a predicted model, not a curated record
AUGGGUGGCAGGGCUGUUCCAGACCACUGGACUGGGGACGGACUGCUCCCUGAUUGGUCGGCGCUAUGCGCGUCCCCGUCGUCUCCUCCCGGUUUUCCUGGCAUGACCUUUUCCCUUGGCAACCACUUCCUCCGAGCAUCCACGGCCAUCUUUAAUUUUAACUCAUUCAUGAAAAGUUGUUUGGCUCAUGUAAACACGCCGAACGACACAUUUGCGCACAGAGCAGCAUCGACGGCGCUGUGUGCAUGUAGUUUCCAGCGACCUGCUCCACACAGAGCCGAGCAGCACCGCAGCAGGCUGUCCGCCGAGAUUAAGAUGAGAAAGAAGCAGACUGCCAAACAGAGGAAGACUGAGGAGACUACAGUUGUCCAGGAGUUUGUGGUAGAAAAAAUAAUUCGCCGCAGGAUCUUUAAUGGGAGAGUUGAGUACUUCCUGAAGUGGAAAGGUUUCACUGAUGCGGAAAACACAUGGGAACCUGAAGACAAUCUGGACUGUCCUGAACUUAUUGAAGAGUUUCUGAGAAACACCCAUUUCUCAGAGGGGAAUGAGGAAGAGCUAACAGAACACGAGUUGAUUCCUAAAGAAGAAAUGACAGAGCAGGAGACGGAAAUAUCCUGCAUGCAGUCUCAGCAGCAGGCUCUCACUGUGCAGACCAACAGCGAGCCAAAUGACGAGCAGUCAGACACCCCGACUAACCUCAGCAAUUACCUCGAGCCUGAGUGCAUCAUCGGCUCCACAGACAGACAGGGAGAGCUCAUGUUCCUUGUCAAAUGGAAGAACUCCGACGAUGUGGCCCUGCUGCCAGCACGCGAAGCCAGCGCCAGGUGUCCCCAGGUGGUCAUCGAUUUCUAUGAGCGGAAGCUGACUUGGCACUGCGGAGACGAGGAACAGUGAAGUGCGUGUGUGGGUUGUGUACAGAGGCGAACUGAUAAACAGCUGCACUCUCAUCUGAAGCUUAGUUUAACCUCCAUUGAGUGUCCUCCUUCAGCUGACAUUAGAGGCAUGCUGUGUGAAAUUACGCCACAGGUAGAGUUUGUGGCAGGUGCGAGAUCCUCAGCAGGGAUGGAUUUUAUAGUGCUCUCAGUCCCAUGGUGCUCAACGAGGUCUCUGUGCCUUUGCAGAGACUGUGAUGGAGUCUAAAACUAACCUUCUGUGCAGAGAAGCUGAUUUGAGGUCAGACUAACUUGUAGCAGCUUUGGUCUUGUGUAAGCAGACACAAUCACUGUGGUCAUGUGUUUUGUUUUAUUGUUUUGUAGUAUUUUGGUAUUUAUAGUCCCGCUGAGCUACAUCUUGGUUGUUUUGUGUGUGCUUUAUAUCUUUUUUUUAGCAACAUUAUGUAGACAAAGUGAACUAACAGCUGUCCAAUCAGUACCUCCAGUUCAUGUAGCUUUUAGUUAAAACUGAAGAUUGUAGACAUGUUGUUCGAACGUUUGGUGUUUGAACUAGUAUUGUGUAAGGUGUUUAUAGCCACAACUUUUACUGUGUUUUACUGUGUUUCUGUAUGAUCCCAUUUUUGUUGCUUUUAAAAAAUGUUGCCCACCACAAAUUUUCCCUUAUUUCCUAUCAGCUGCUAAGAACCAAAAAAAUCUUCUCCUCUAUUAAAUUAUAAUAGGAAUAUUAUUGAGUUUUAAAAAUAUAUUAUUUGUUGUUCACACAAAGUGAAGUCCUGGCAGAAUUAGCCAAAAAAUCAGAAUAUUUCUAAAAGAAAUCUAUUAAGAUUAAUAGCUUUUGUGGGCCUGAGAUAGCUAAUGAGAUUGUAAAAAGUAGCACUUUAGAUAUGACACUGUCCAAUUAUGUGGGGCAUUUUUUUUCAGUAAUCAUACAGGUCUGUUUUACCUGUAUCCUGAUGGCACUGUUCUGACUCGACAUAUCUCCCAUGACUGUUAUGGGACACACAGCUGAACCUUAAACCUCUUAAAACACACCUGCUACUGAUUUACUGUAACUGUUGACCAUGGAUCUGUGACGUCUCUUUAAAUAAAGGAAACAUUUUUGUGAA